Nicotiana attenuata is the source of this 564-nucleotide messenger RNA. RefSeq lists its product as uncharacterized. Bases 1 to 564 code for a protein of 187 amino acids. Lineage: Eukaryota; Viridiplantae; Streptophyta; Magnoliopsida; Solanales; Solanaceae. The transcript is spliced from 2 exons. The record is from RefSeq and is a predicted model, not a curated record.
AUGAGGUCAGAUCCAAGCACCAAAAAGUCAGAUGCCCUCUGUGAGUUCCACCAAGAGCGAGGUCACAAAACUGAGGACUGCAUCGCUCUAAGGCAGGAGGUCGUAAACAUGCUUCGCCAAGGACACCACAAAGAAUUGCUGAGCGACCGGGGGAGGACCAACUUUUCCCGAGGACGUGAACAGCACCAGGGACCUCCGAAACCACCCUCACCGACCUGCACCAUUCAAAUGAUCAUCGGGGGCGGCGACAACGCUUCAAUCAAUAACGUAAAAUUCACCACAACACACAAGCUUAAACAGUCGAUCACUCACGAACGAUACAGAUGUGAGACGCAUUAUGGUGGACGAUGGAAGCGGCACGUACAUUAUCCACCCUCGAGUACUCGCACAAAUGAACUUGAGGAUAAGAUUGUGCCGCAUUGCAUCAUGCUAACAGGUUUUAACAAUGCAGUUGAACGAACAUCUGGGAAAAUCACACUCCCCGUCCUGGCCGGUGGCGUCACUCUGGAAACCACAUUCCACAUCAUGGACCAGGAUACGGCGUACAACGCCAUAAUAGGCUGA